AUGAGACUUAUCAAGAACACCCAGCUUCCCGAGAAGCCUCAGUACCCUGGCGUCGAACCCUCCUCUGGCAUCGACCUCGAAGUUUUGAAAAGUCUUCGCGAAAAUUGGUUGAAUAAGUUUGACUGGGAAAAGGAGCAAGCAUAUUUGAACAGGUUCGUGAACUAUUUCAUCAAGGCACAAUUAACAUUUGAGUCUUACAUUCUAUGUAGCUUUAAGCACUUCACGGCCACGAUUGAAGGAUUAACCAUUCACUUCGUUCAUAAAAUCUCCGAUGAUCCAGACGCAAUCCCGUUGCUCUUGACUCACGGCUGGCCUGGCACGUUCAUGGAAUUUUUACCCGUUAUCGACCCAUUGACGCAGAAGGCCAAGACGUCAACAGAAAAGCCAGUCUCCUUCCAUGUCGUCGUUCCAUCCCUCCCAGGCAUCGCCUUCUCGACCUCACCACCUGGAAACUGGACAUUAGCUGACACAGCCCGCGUUUUUAACACUCUCAUGACAGAUGUUCUUGGAUAUGACACCUUUGGCGUUCAUGGAACAUCUAUUGGCGGGUUUCUGGCAUUUACUCUGUACGAUACUUUCAACACCACAACAAGGGCUGCACACUUUCCUGUCGUGCCCUUCUACUGCUCCACCUCUGAAGAAAUCGCGGCGCGAGAAAUUACGCUCUCGCCGCUGGAACAGUUUGAACACAAGCGAGCGAUGGAUUGGACCUAUAAUGGCACCAGCUAUGUACUUAUGCAUAUAUACAAGCCGAACACGAUUGGCCUCUCUCUGUACGACAACCCUGUGGGUCAGCUGGCCUGGAUGGGCGAGAAGUGGAUAGACUGGGCUGACGUCAGGGCUGGAGAGUGCCCCUCCCGGCUUACCCACAACGAGAUCCUGCGCAGUAUCUCACUAUACUACUUGACUGACUCAUUUAUGCCGUCUGUGUAUAUGUAUGCUCAAGACCCCGAACUUCCAUUUAGGGAGGGGACAUACCGGAGGGCGCAUACGGACGCGCCGAUGCUGGUGAGCUUUUUCAAGUAUACGGUUGGUUUCUGGCCCGAAGAUGUGUUGCGGAUGAUGGGAAAUCUGGUCAUGUACCGAAACCACGAGUUUGGGGGCUUUUUUGCUGGUUUGGAGAACCCGCCUGAUCUGGUUGACGAUCUGAGGGAAAUCGGAACUUAUUGGACUGGUUAG
Messenger RNA from Endocarpon pusillum Z07020, 1179 nucleotides. RefSeq lists its product as uncharacterized. The transcript has 4 exons. Gene Ontology annotation, biological process: epoxide metabolic process. Gene Ontology annotation, molecular function: epoxide hydrolase activity. The record is from RefSeq and is a predicted model, not a curated record. Lineage: Eukaryota; Fungi; Ascomycota; Eurotiomycetes; Verrucariales; Verrucariaceae. The coding region runs from base 1 to 1179 and encodes 392 amino acids.